This is a messenger RNA of Microcebus murinus (gray mouse lemur), 9442 nucleotides long. RefSeq names its product fibronectin leucine rich transmembrane protein 3 (gene FLRT3). Lineage: Eukaryota; Metazoa; Chordata; Mammalia; Primates; Cheirogaleidae. The record is from RefSeq and is a predicted model, not a curated record. Gene Ontology annotation, molecular function: protein binding.
UUUUGGACAGGGUAGGAUGACAGGAAUUCUAUUAAGAGUUUACCUCCAAAGUCAGAACCUCUAGUACAAAUUACAUUUUUCACAACUUUUUUUCCUUUUUCUACAUUUUAGUACAAAAUUUAAAAGGGGAAAAAAGCGACAGUACACAAUUGGCAUUCAAUAACUUCUAGCUGUCUUUAUUUGCCAUGUGAUGAAACCAAAGCCCAGAGGAGUAAUAUAAAGUCAUAUAACAAGUGGCAGCCUGGGAAGGGUAACCUCAGAACUUCCAAAUCCCAGGCCAGUGUGCUUUCCUUUCGAUACCAAUACCGAAAACCCAAAUAUCCCAUUUAUCUUUCUUUUCUGUUUAAGACCUGCCUGAAUAAAAACAAAACUAACUAACUAUGGCUAUAAACCCACAGGAAUUUGGCUAGGCAAAAAUUUCCUUUGCAAAUAGAACCAAUUCCCAUCUGAAAAUGGCUUCUAGAAAUAAUUAUUUCAUAAAAUAAUUUGAUCCAUGUGUUUGUUUUACAGCAACAGAAAAGAAUCUACCCUUUCUUAAGAGAUUAUAUGUUACUCCCACCUCCCUUUCCUCCAAAAAUUCAGCAGCUGCAUCUCAGUGUAACUUGUACUACCUAACAGUUCUAAGAAAUUUGCUUUUCAGUAGACAUUCAAUAGAAUUCUAAGACUCCCAGAUUUGGUGGAUCUGUCCUCUGAGGCCCCCAAAAGUACAAUCAUGGAACAAGAGGGGUCAACACACCUCUUAUCAAGCAUUCACCUCUACUUUGAUAUCACCCAUUCUUGGAGGGGACCUCAGAAACUCAAACUGCUAUCAAUCAUUUAAAUAGAUAAACUAAAUGAAUCCAAUGAAGAAACCACAAUCAAAUACUCCUUGGAACAACAAUUAGCUGGUCUCCUUUGGAAACAUUCAGGGAAACCUUAAAAAAAGACAUUUUAAAAAGUCAUGUACCUCUAAGAAUAAAGCACAUAAAGAUAUUAAUUUAAGGAAAUUGCCCUCCAGGUAAAUAUAAACAUAAAAUUCUUCCUAGAAGCAUUAGAAAGUGAAAUAGUUAGUUAGUGAAAAACUUAUGGGCCCAAAGCAAUUGUUUAACCAAAUAGCAGAAACCAGUCUAUGAAAACCAUAAUUUGAAAAUAAAAGUCUAUAAUUCUGUUAAAUAGGCAUAGAAAUUUAUAAUCUCUGUUUUAUAAUUAUCCAGUAUUUAUUCAUGUACCUAAAUUAAAAUAAUUUUAAUCCAAGAAAAAUCACCCUGAAAGAUUUUUUUAUAAGACAUUUAUAUCUAAACCCCUCCUCAGAGCAGCGAAAACAUAUAGAAAGAAAAAUAUUUUAUGUAAUUCUUUUUAAAUGUUUUAUUGGGGGUGUCCUUAAAUACAGACAAUCUAAAAUCUACUAAGUUAUAAAGAAGACAGACAAAUAACAUAAGCAUAUGAAAUAUACUUUCAUUUUCUAAAACAUAAAUAGAACAAUAACUUACUCUUUACCUCCAAAAGAACUGUUUACUUCAUUUUUUUUUAACCAUUUGGCAUUCCUGUUUUCCUUGCCCUAAAUGAAUCAGUGAUGUGUUUAUUUGUACCUUCUUUCUAUUCAUGUAUUGCAUAAGUAUUCACAAUUGGGGUUACUGGGCUACAUCUUCCAUAACUGUAACAUCAUUUUAACCAGUCAAUAAUAAAAAUAAUUUUAUUUUGGUUAACUUCAUUUCAACACAGAUGGCUUAGAAAUAAAAAGAAACAUGUGUUUUUCUAUUGUGAUCUUAAAAAUAUCCUUCUAACAUGCUUGCAUUUUUUUGUAAGUGUGCUUACCACUACCUUGUUGUAGUAAACUUUAGAAAAUGUUGAGAUUCCAAAGAGCUGCCUACAAACCAAAUGGCAUCCUAGCUUUGGCAGGCUGAGUGCCUCAUUUCGGCUUCUCUCGCCCCCUCUAGCGUUUGCAAAGCUCAUCUGUCUGAUUAUCCAGUUACCUCACUGAACAAGAGCUUGCCUAAGUCCUGCCCAUCUAUGACAUCACCCCCUUCUUCAACCACUGCGAGGUGAAGCUUUAAACUUCAGACUUGGAGGUGGGCUGUGUGCAGUAAACUGGAAUGCUCUCCCUCGCGCACUUCUCAGUGUAGGAGUGCUCUGAAGCAGGACAAGCUCAGCCUGCAGCUGCCGUUGGCUUUGUGUAGACUGGACGCAAAGCUUGGGAAAGGGGGGAGGGUUAUUGCUUCAAUUCACAAUCAAUGGAAUUACAGCAAUAGCGGGCGGCAGUGUAUAUAGGAUUGCUUUUCUCGUCUUCCUGGAGGUGCUCAGUUCCAGUAUACUUUAAGGAAGAAAAAUAUAAAGGAAAUUUAGUAUACUUCCUUUUCUUUCCAUGAAGAAUAAUUGAAUUGUUUCCUAUUCCUCUUAAAAGAGAAUACCUGUUCUUAUAUCACGUGACUGCACCAGAAAUUCUGAGAAAGCAGCAAGAAGCAAAAGCUGGAAAUAGCUAUUUCACAGCAGGGUUCUGGAGCAACGGAAGCUACCUUGUAUAAAGACCUCAACACUGCUGACCAUGAUCAGCCCAGCCUGGAGCAUCUUCCUCAUCUGGACUAAAAUUGGGCUGUUUCUUCAAGUGGCACCUCUGUCAGUUAUGGCUAAAUCCUGUCCAUCUGUGUGUCGCUGUGAUGCGGGUUUCAUUUACUGUAAUGAUCGCUCUCUGACAUCCAUUCCAACAGGAAUACCAGAGGAUGCUACAACUCUCUACCUUCAAAACAACCAAAUAAAUAAUGCUGGGAUUCCCUCAGAUUUGAAAAACUUGCUGAAAGUAGAAAGAAUAUUCCUAUACCACAACAGUUUAGAUGAAUUUCCUACCAACCUCCCAAAGUAUGUAAAAGAGCUACAUUUGCAAGAAAAUAACAUAAGGACUAUCACUUAUGAUUCACUUUCAAAAAUUCCAUAUCUGGAAGAAUUACACUUAGAUGACAACUCUGUCUCUGCUGUUAGCAUUGAAGAGGGAGCAUUCCGAGACAGCAACUAUCUACGACUGCUUUUUCUGUCCCGUAACCACCUUAGCACAAUACCCUGGGGCUUGCCCAGGACUAUAGAGGAACUACGCUUGGACGAUAAUCGAAUAUCUACUAUUUCAUCACCAUCUCUUCAAGGUCUCACUAGCCUAAAACGCCUGGUUUUAGAUGGAAACCUAUUGAACAAUCAUGGUUUAGGUGACAAAGUUUUCUUCAACCUAGUUAACUUAACAGAACUGUCACUGGUGCGGAAUUCUCUAACUGCUGCACCAGUAAACCUUCCAGGCACAAACCUGAGGAAGCUUUAUCUUCAAGAUAACCACAUCAAUCAGGUGCCCCCAAAUGCUUUUUCUUACCUAAGGCAGCUGUAUCGACUUGAUAUGUCCAAUAAUAACCUAAGUAAUUUACCUCAGGGUAUCUUUGAUGAUUUGGACAAUAUAACCCAACUGAUUCUUCGCAACAACCCCUGGUAUUGUGGGUGCAAGAUGAAAUGGGUACGUGACUGGUUACAAUCACUACCUGUGAAGGUCAAUGUGCGUGGGCUCAUGUGCCAAGCCCCAGAAAAAGUUCGUGGGAUGGCUAUCAAGGACCUCAAUGCAGAACUGUUUGAUUGUAAAGACAGUGGGAUUGUAAGCACUAUUCAGAUAACCACUGCAAUACCCAAUACAGUGUUUCCUGCCCAAGGACAGUGGCCAGCUCCAGUGACCAAACAACCAGAUAUUAAGAACCCCAAGCUCAUUAAGGAUCAGCGAACCACAGGGAGUCCCUCAAGAAAAACAAUUACAAUUACUGUGAAGUCUGUCACCUCUGACACAAUUCAUAUCUCUUGGAAACUUGCUCUACCCAUGACUGCUUUAAGACUAAGUUGGCUUAAACUGGGCCACAGCCCAGCAUUCGGAUCUAUAACAGAAACAAUUGUAACAGGGGAACGCAGUGAAUACUUGGUCACAGCCCUGGAGCCUGAUUCACCCUAUAAGGUAUGCAUGGUUCCCAUGGAAACCAGUAACCUCUACCUAUUUGAUGAAACUCCUGUUUGUAUUGAGACUGAAACUGCACCCCUUCGAAUGUACAACCCUACAACCACCCUCAAUCGAGAGCAAGAGAAAGAACCUUACAAAAACCCCAAUUUACCUUUGGCUGCCAUUAUUGGUGGGGCUGUGGCCCUGGUGACCAUUGCCCUUCUUGCUCUUGUGUGUUGGUAUGUUCAUAGGAAUGGAUCGCUCUUCUCAAGGAACUGUGCAUACAGUAAAGGGAGGAGGAGAAAGGAUGACUAUGCAGAAGCUGGCACUAAGAAGGACAACUCUAUCCUGGAAAUCAGGGAGACUUCUUUUCAGAUGUUACCAAUAAGUAAUGAACCCAUCUCAAAGGAGGAGUUUGUAAUACACACCAUAUUUCCUCCUAAUGGAAUGAAUCUGUACAAAAACAAUCACAGUGAAAGCAGUAGUAACCGAAGUUACAGAGACAGUGGUAUUCCAGACUCUGAUCAUUCACACUCAUGAUGCUGGAGGACUUGCAGCAGACUGUGUUUCAGGUGUUUUAAACCUAAAGAAGGUGAUGGUAGGAAUCCUGUUCUACUGCAAAACACUGGAAAAAAAGAGACUGAAAAAAGCAAUGUACUGUACAUUUGCCAUAUAAUUUAUAUUUAAGAACUUUUUAUUAAAAGUUUCAAAUUUCAGGUUACUGCUGCGAUUGAUGUAGUGGAGAUGCCUGAAUACAAUUCUAUAUUUUAGUAUUUUUUAGUAAUUUGUACUGUAUUUUCCUUGCAAAUAUUGAAGUUAUAAACCAUUUACUUUGUGUUCUACUGAGUAAGAUGACUUGUUGACUGUGAAAGUGAAUUUUCUUGCUGUGUUGAACAAUCAGGACUGCGUUCACAUGAGAUCCUUGUAGUAUAAGCACAGGCCAUUUUUCACUUUGGUAUUAAUAAAAUGUAAAAAAAAAUAACUUGGCUGAAUGAGAAAAAUUAAAUUUCAAAAAAUAGUUAUAAAAUAAUGUUCCAAUUAUUAAAUUUGUAUUAUCCUAGUGGUAUUCAAUAAAUCAAAAUGUGAAGUAAUGGGCAAUAUCAAACUUGCUGCAUAUCUCCAUUUUUGCUCUAGGCAAAUUAGAUAUUCUUAAGAAAGUUAAGCAUAUCUUCUGAACUGAGGACAUCAGGUGGCAUAAAAGGAGUGUGAAGUCCAUUAUAAAAGCCACUGUCAACAAAGCUUUAAGAAUAAAUGACUUCACAAAAACAAUAAUGUAAGUGUACUUCCAAGUUAGGGGGGAAAUGUAUACUUAGGAAAACAUGAAAACUUAGACUUUUAUAGUAUAAUGAACACAAAUACCAAAAUUGCAUUUUGGUUUUGCCUAUACCUUCCUGAUUUCUGAAAAGUAAAUUCUGACCACAAAAUUGUUAGUGUUUAUGAUAUUUUUAUCAUAAAGAUGUCAAAGAGAAAUCUUACACAUAUUAAAAAUGUAGUGUAACUAUAAGCAAUUCCCCUCAACAUUCCAGAGAAAGUAAUAUUUUAAGUAACAGAAAAUUUCAAAGAAAAAUAAUUACUAGAAAUCAAAUUUAGAUCUGGUUUAUGUGAAAUGUUUUAACACUGUACAUAAAUGUUCAAUUUACGUUCACAAUGAUCAGGAAUACUGCCCAUUACUGUCACAGUUCUCCAGAUAUUACAUAAUGAACUUGUAACAUUUCUUUCUAGCUUCCUACUGAAUUGUGAGCUAUUACUUGUUUAAAAACCAUAUCACUUUUCAGUUGCCAUGAUUCUAUUUUUUUUAACAAAAACCAAAGUGCAUUGUACGCCCUUUGGCCAGUCUUGUAUGUGCCUUGAUCCAACGCUACAUGUAUUCAGCUUUUAAAACUCGACAAAUUUUUCAUACUUCCUUAAAUAUGAAAAAUUAUGGUCUUAUUGCUGAAUAAAACUUAAAAAAAAGUACAGAUAAUUGUGCUUGCUUUUUCGGGAUUAUGUUACUAUCACUAAGUAGCAAAUUGCCCAGCACAUUAGUCCUAAACACCCCAUGUAUUUUUCUAGGCAUAAAAAUAAAAGUUGGCUACAAAUAAAAAAUAAAUAGCAAUAUUUUGAGGUUGUGUAUUAUUUUACUUUGAAGAGUUUAGUGUUUCAUGUAUAAAUUCAUUUCUUCUUAUUUUACUUAUUCAGUCUAUAGAUGGAAAAUGGUUGCAGGGUCUUUCCUUCUCAUGUGCACUGCUGCCAUUGUUAUGUUACUUUUUAAGGUGGUCUUUGAGAAACUAAUUUUUUUAAUCGGCUUUUGGUAGUAGAAUGAGUUGGCAUCUGUGACACUGUGAAAAAUAUAUUUGGUCUUUGACCCUGUUUCCUGGCAUACAACUCCUAAAAUCCUUAGACUUUCCAAAGUGAUGUCUUUUUGUAUGCUAAUGAGUUGGCUGAUGGCUGCCAGCCCCUAGGUUGCUUCAUGAUGGGAGCUGGUCACUGGAAAGACCAAGGCAUGACUAGAGUCUGGGGACUUUGAGCCCACCUAACCUCAGGGGAUGGCGGAGGGGCUAACGGUUAAGUUGAUCACCAAUGGCUAAUUUAAUCAAUAAUGCCUAUAUAAUAAAGCCUCCAUAAAAACCCAAAAGGCCAGGGUUCAGAAAGCAUAUAGAUAGCUGAACAAGUAGGGGUUCCUGUUGGGUAGCAUGCUGGAGAGAGCAUGGAAAUUCUUCAUACUCUCACACCUCACCCUAUGCGUCUCUUCAUCUGUAUCCUUUGUAAUAUCCUUUAUAAUAAAUCAGUAAAUGUGUUUCCUUGAAUUGUGAGCCACUCUAGCAUAUUAAUCAAACCCAAGGGAAGGGGUCAUGGGAACCCCAACUUGAAGCUAGUUGGUCAAAAGUUCCAGAGGCCCAAACUUGUAACUGGUGUCCGAAAGGGUGGGGGUGAGGGCACAGUCUUGCGGGACUGAGCCCCCAACCUAUGGGAAUUAAUGCUGUCUCCAGGCUGAUAGUGUCAAAAUUAGAUUGAAUUAGAGGACUCCCAGCUGGUGUCUGCUGCAGAAUUGAUUGCUUGCUUGGUGUGUGGGGAGAAUCCCCCAUACAUUUGGUCACAGAAGUCUUAUAUGUUGAUUAUUGUUGAGUAAGAGUUUAGAAAAAACACUUUGAGUUUGUUUUUUCACACACAACUUCAAAAGACUUUGAAAUCUCAGGUCUACUGCUUGGUAUAAGUAUGUACUUAAAACCAAACCACUUCUUCCUAGCUCUGUUUCCAUAUCUUUAAAAUGGGAUAGUACCACUCACCUCACAGUGUUGUUGUCAGGAUUAAAUAAGAUGACAUGCAUGAAAACUGUAUAAUGUUCUACAAAAUAUAAGUUACUAAUAUUAUGGUCAACAAAAGUCUGUCAUGUUUUCCCAGAGAUUUUGUAGGUUUCACUGCUUCUACUAUUCUGACAAAGAGAUAUCUCCAACUGACUGACUAUGAAAUCUUAUUCAUUAUUCAUAUGUCACCUUCAAAAUGUUUCCCAACACUUUCUCUUUUGACUUCCUGUUAUGGAGUAUGGUUGUCUUCUGGGAACAACUUAAAGACAAAUGUGAUUAAUAUUGAAUGUGUGGAACAUUUUCUAAAGGAAGUUUGACUUUGCUACUAAAGGUUUUGAGUAGUUCAAAUUAUAGUUCUACCAAAAGUCAGGAAAUGGGCUAGAUAUUUCCAUAAAGUCUUAGAAACCUAUGGUUUAUAACAAGCCAAAAAUCAAGAGAUUAUAUUGACAUUUUCCAGUUAGUAUACCUUUCAUGAGUACAGAAAGUUUUAUGUAUGUUCUCAUAUAUAUUUUUUUAUUAUUUUACCUGGAAUAAACCAGAAACAUGUUUUAUACCACCAAAUCCAAAGAGCACCAAGGGGGUAAAAGUUUAUUCUUUACCUAGGCUUGCUAUGAAAUCCAUAUGCUUUGAAAAUAUAUUUUUUUUUCAGUAGAAUAUCAAGACCUUAAAUACACUAAAUAAAUUAUACACACAUUUCCAUAUGUCCCAAACUAAAUGUUCAUAAUUUUUAUGGAUGAAACUAAACUCCAAAUCAGGUACUGGCAGAAAAUUAUAGGAAAAACAUCCAAUCCUAAAUAUAUAGCAUAUAGAUUCAACAAGAAUACAACUGGGAAAACUAGAAAAAAAGUUGAGGGAAAAAUGACUCCCUUGCUGAAUGUUUAACAAAAAUCAAAAACUGUUUUAGAUGCAGCCACUUGUAACUGUAUUAAAUCACUGCACUUACUCUCAUUCCCUAUUAAAUAUAAUACUAUGCUCUAUCUUUCAGCAAGGCUGAUUUAUUAGAAGUGUUCCCCUGUACCAAAGGAACUAGUAAAAAACUCUGCUUUACUAACUACAGCUUCUGACUAAAACACAUUUUAUAGCUACAUGCCAACAUGACACUUUUCACGAGGAAUCCAAAGAACCUACAUGCUUUUAACCACCUGAAGAGUGGGUGUUAAAGGAAUGAAUCCCCCACUGAAUUUAAUAUUAGCUCAUCUGCUGCUGAAAACAGCAGUGGCAUUUAAAAUUCUAAUUCCUUUCUCCUACUUAACAUGAUUAGCAAAUCUUAAUUUAGCAUCAUCUUCAAAUUACAACUACUGUACUUUUUGUUUUGGGACUUACGGUUAAAUUAGCAAAAAAAAAAAAAACUUCACAUUUAUCAAUCACUUUCUGAAGAACUUCAGAGUUCUUUACAAAUAGUCUUAACAAGCCAAUGACCUUUCCUAAGUGCCUUUUAUAUUAUAUUAUAAAUAGGAGAAGCCUUGCCUUCAAGAGGUGUGCUGUCUAGAGAUUGUAAGGCAUAAACAUAUAAUCUAAAGAAAGUUUACAGCUGUUGCAGCAUAGAGGAACAUGCAAUAAUUACAUCUGUUUACAUGGAUCAAAGAAGUCAUCAUGAAGGACAUAAAAUUAAGGCCUGGUGUUGAACGGUAAAAAGGAAUUUAAAGAGAAAGCAAGAAAAGCAGAUACCAGCCAUGGAGUGAAAAUGGUGGGGAAAAAAAAAUCACAGAGAUAGAAGAGUGGGUAAGGCUUUCUAGCCCUGGCUUUGGUCAGAAUCACUUGGGGAGGUCUUUAUUAAGAUAACCAGGCCACAAUAUAAACUUACUAAAUUAAAAUCUCCCGGGUUAAGGCUAGGCAUUUCUAUUUUUUAAAAUCCCCAAGGUGAUUCUGAUGUGGUUGAGGAUCACUGAUUUAGGAGGUGUUUGGUUAAGGUGAAAUGCAGGGUCCUUGAAGAAGGUAAGACUGGAAGGUUUUUUUUAAAAAAAUGUUAGGCUUUGUAGGGUGUUGAAUUCCAAGCUGAAAAGUCAGCAUUCAUAUUCUUUGGCAAUUAUUUUUGAGCAGGUGUAUAAACAAUCAGUGCACUUGAGGAACAUUUUGUGGGAAUAAAAAAUAUUGCAUUAAGAAUGAAUGGAGAGAAACUGGUAGCAAGAAGACAAGUUAGAAGGCUGUGCAGUAUUCCAGAGGAAAUAAGAGCCUAAAUGGUGCAUUGCCAAUGGAUUGGGUUUUUUGUGUGUUUUUUUUUUUUUUU